UAUAAAUGGGAUGUACUCACGAACAUAGUCUCAAGUGGCAUUAAAGGAAAUGUGUGUAAAGACAGGAAAGUUGUUCAUUGUUUGCACUAAGAUGAUAUAGUAAAUUUAUGAAGCCCAGUGUAAAAUGGGACCAGCUGAAGCUGAUAUUAGAAGUGCAGCUUCUGAGAAGUGGAAAGUUUUGAAGCUAUUAGUCUUUGCUGUUCUUAUCUGUGAAGUGUCAGCAUGGACUUACCAUUAUGGCAAUUCGCUAAUGACAUGGGAAAAAGCUCGUGAAUGGUGUGAAAUUAAUUAUACUAACAUGGUUUUCAUUCGAAACAAAAUUGAAAAUAAACAUCUAAAUGAAACAAUGCCUGGAGGUAGACCCUAUUACUGGAUUGGAAUUAAAAAAGUUAAUCACACUUGGAUUUGGGUAGAAAGCCAGAAACCUGUACCAGAAGAUGUAAAAAACUGGGCACCAGAGGAGCCAACCAAGAGGAAAAUUGAAUUAUGUGUAGAACUGUAUAUAAAUAGACCUAAGGAUAGUGGAAUGUGGAACAACGAACAAUGUGAUAAACCAAAAAUGCCACUAUGUUACCAAGUUAGUUGCAGAAAUUCCACUUGUCAUCAUGGAGAAUGCAUAGAGGCAAUUGGAAAUUACACCUGUGAGUGCUGGCCAGGCUUCCAUGGAAACAACUGUGAACAUGCUAUAUCAUGUGUGGACCUACAAAAACCGGCCAAUGGAAAAAUCAGCUGUACCGAUAAGUAUGGAGAAUUCCAGUUUAAGUCAUUAUGCAACUUCUCCUGUGAUGAAGGAUAUAAAUUAAAUGGAACAAGUACUGUAUUUUGCCAGAAAACAGGAGAAUGGUCUGAACCCACACCCACAUGUUUAGUUGUAUCAUGUAUAGACCUACAAAUUCCAGCAAAUGGCAAUAUCAGCUGUACUAAUGAGUAUGGAGAAUCCCAAUAUAAAUCACUUUGCAACUUCUCUUGUGAUGAAGGGUAUAAACUAAAUGGAACAAGAUCUGUAUUUUGCCAGAAAACAGGAGAAUGGUCUGACUCCACACCUACAUGUUUAGCUGUAUCAUGUAAAGAUCUACAAAUUCCAGCAAAUGUAAAGAUCAACUGUCCUGAAGAUUAUGGAAAAUCUCAAUAUAAAUCAUUUUGCAACUUCUCUUGUGAUGAAGGAUAUGAACUAAAUGGAACAAGAUCUGUAUAUUGCCAGAAAGAAGGAGAAUGGUCUGAAUCCACACCUAGAUGUUCAGUUGUAUCAUGUAUAGACCUACAAAUUCCAGCAAAUGGCAAUAUCAGCUGUACUGAUGAGUAUGGAAAAUCCCAAUAUAAAUCAUUAUGCAACUUCUCUUGUGAUGAAGGAUAUGAAUUAAAUGGAACACGAUCUGUAUUUUGCCAGAAAACAGGAGAAUGGUCUGACUCCACACCUACAUGUUUAGCUUGGAAUGGUUCCUUUGGAAAACAAAAACAAGUUGCCAUAAUAAGCUCCGUUUCAGGAACCGUUGGGCUAUUUUUGUCUGGUAUACCAUUUGUAUAUUUAUUAAGUUACCUUCGUAAAAAAAAAAAAGAAAAUUCCCAUAUCCUGAAAACAAACAAAGAACCUGCAAAUACUUUUGAAAAUCCUGCAUUUGAAGACACAGAAAUGAACUCAUUGGACCUUUAAUUUCUGGAUUGGACUAUGCCUCGGACAAAAGCAGGAUACUACAAAGUUCUAAAUAAUCCUACAACGUGAAGAAAAGUUAAACAGUUUUGAGAUUACAAUCUAGGAUUACCAUUUAUUUAUUUAUCGGUGAAUAGAGAUUUUUUAAGUGCAACCUAAAAGUGCACAAAACCACCGUGAGAAGACAUGGGGGGGGGGUAUUUACUAAAACUGGUGGACUCAGAAUCCGGUGCAGCUGAGCAUUGUAACCAAUCAGCUUCUAACUUCAGCUUAUCCAAUUAGGAUUUGCAAGUAAAACCUGGAAGCUGAUUGGAUGCUAUGCAGAGCUGCACCAGAUUGUUCACUCUGCGGCUUUAGUAAAUAACCCCCAUAGUGUUUUGUUCAGAUAGACUGCAUUGCUGCUGAAAUACAUGAAAAACAAAGUAGGACUUCCAACAUAUAUUGGUAAAAAUAUAAAUAUCACACCAUUUCCAACAAACUUUGUGGUUUUUUUUUAAAUAAAGUUGUUCACAAAAGGUCUCAUUAUUUGUCAGUUGAAUAAAAUACAACAUUGUUACAGUA
Messenger RNA from Rana temporaria (common frog), 2209 nucleotides. Its product is annotated as E-selectin-like. The transcript has 12 exons. Gene Ontology annotation, cellular component: external side of plasma membrane; membrane. Bases 125 to 1651 code for a protein of 508 amino acids. The record is from RefSeq and is a predicted model, not a curated record. Gene Ontology annotation, biological process: response to cytokine; heterophilic cell-cell adhesion; leukocyte tethering or rolling. Lineage: Eukaryota; Metazoa; Chordata; Amphibia; Anura; Ranidae. Gene Ontology annotation, molecular function: sialic acid binding; oligosaccharide binding; calcium ion binding.